CCAAAAUAGCAGAGGAAAUUGCUAAAAUAAAAUCAGAGGAAACUGAUGCUGGGCCCAGCACGUAUUAGGCAGAGGAAGAGCCCGGGCCUGUUUUGCCAUUCACAGAAGAAGGAAAAAAUAAGGGGGGGAAAGGAAGGUUGGCACAGGAGCCCCGGAGAGCUGGCAUGGUGCAUGGGAGGAUGGCAGCCGCGGACAAUACGCCCUAGCAGAGACUUUGGGAUGGUCACUCACUCAGACACCAGCUCCAUGAACGCCACUAGACUACCAGGUGGACAACUGAACACGAUGCUGGAUUCUAUGGAGGUACCGAGUCAUUCGAGACAACUUCUCCUGCAGCUCAACAGCCAGAGGACUAAAGGCUUCCUGUGUGAUGUGAUCAUUGUGGUACAGAACGCCCUGUUCCGGGCACACAAGAACAUUUUAGCUGCUAGCAGCGUCUACUUGAAGUCGCUGGUUGUUCACGAUAACCUGAUCAACCUGGACCACGAGAUGGUGAGCCCCAGCAUCUUCAGGAUCAUCCUGGACUUCAUCUACACCGGAAGGCUGGGUGAUGCUGAGCCAAGCAGCGAGCAGCUCUUUGGUGCAGUAUUGGCAGCUGCCAGCUACCUCCAGAUCUCUGACCUGGUAUCCCUUUGCAAGAAGAAGCUAAAGAGAAAUGGCAAGUACUGUCAUGUAAGGACAGCAGGUUACCCGACUUUUGGGAGUCUUGGGCGCGGCUUAAGGGCCACUACACCCGUUAUUCAAUCUUGCUUUACCUCCGCUCCUAGACCUAUAGACGGUGAGCCAGUGAACCCUAUAAACACACAUUGUGGAGAGCUCUAUGCCUCGGUGUCUCAGGGGAAUCAGUUGCACCAGCAUGGACUUUGCCCACCAGAAAGGCAUUGCUCUCCAUUGUGUGGACUGGAUCUUUCCAAGAAAAGCCCCAGCCGGCCUUCUGCUCAGCACCAUUCAGAUGGACUUAGUGCAGGUGACAACAGAGAGUCCUCAGUGUCUGGAAGGCCAGAUAGUCCUCCAGUAGCUGCAAGUGUUCUCACCAACCACAGCUCCUACAAAGAACCAUCCCAUCCUUACCAGAAGCUGGACAGCAGCAGUAGCACUCCACCAGCCCAACACUCAGAGCCCUACAGAAACAGCGUCGCUAACAACCACCUUAGCAGGACUGAGAGCCGAGAUCUGAUGUUUGACUGGAUGAAGCCUGAGCCACUGGUCAACUACGUGGAUGAGAGUGACAGAGAAAAAGAUCUGGACAGAGAAGACAAAGGAGAGAGCUCCCCCUUAUCUCAGCAGCCCAGAUACCCCAGCAUUGAGAGUAAUGAGCCUGAUGAUGAUAAAAGUACCAGUGAAGAGACUGGCAGCAGUGGGGACCCCUCACCCUCUGCCAACCUGGAGAGAUACCACUGCAACCAUCUCUAUGAGCCAGAAAGUUAUGGAGACAACCUGUAUGUCUGCAUUCCUUGUGGGAAGGGGUUCCCAAGCAGUGAGCAGCUUAAUGCCCAUGUGGAAGCCCAUAACGAGGAAGAGCUGUACCAUAAAGACAGCAUGGACCCACCAGUGCCUUUCCUAGACAAGACUAGCCAGAGUUUAGGGGACAUCAUUCGACCCUACCGUUGCUCUUCUUGUGAAAAGUCCUACAAAGACCCCGCCACCCUGCGCCAGCAUGAGAAGACCCACUGGCUCACUCGCCCAUACCCGUGUAGCAUAUGUGGGAAGAAGUUCACCCAGAGGGGUACCAUGACCCGUCACAUGAGGAGCCACUUGGGUCUCAAGCCAUUUGCAUGCGAUGCUUGUGGCAUGCGUUUCACCCGCCAGUACCGGCUGACUGAGCACAUGAGGAUCCAUUCUGGGGAAAAGCCUUAUGAAUGCCAGGUGUGUGGGGGAAAGUUUGCCCAGCAGAGGAACCUCAUCAGCCACAUGAAAAUGCACACCACGGGACCAGAUGGCAAACCUAAGCUGGACUUUUCUGAUAGUGUCUAUGCCAUGGCCAAGUUCACUGCCGACCACUUGGGCCUGAAGCAAGAGAAAGCGGCUGAGAUACUCUCCCAGACCUCACACUUCCUCAAUGACCCCAAAACGAUAGAAAGCUUGUACCCCUUGGCCAAGUUCACGGCCGAGCACUUGGGACUGACCCAGGAAAAAGCAGUCGAGGUGUUAAGCCAGAGUACACAUCUGAGCGAUAGCAGGAUCAUAGAGAGGUUCUCCUCCCCAUAACAUCUUCCAUCCAUGCUGAGCCUCAUAUUUAGAGGUGCACAACCUAAACCACUUGCACGACAAAGGACAAUAAAGACAGUUAUUACCAAAAAGCCCACCCUGCACAUCCAUUGUAGAUCUGGGCUUCCACCACGAAAGAGCCAAAGAAGAACCAGUGGCAGCUUGAAGCUAUGCAUCACUGCGGGACCAGGAGGAUGAGCGCACUUUGGGAAAGCACUUUGAAAGGGACUUGUGCAAAGGCUUUGGUGCACUAUCCCACAAGAGACGUGAGUCUUACAAAAUGUAUCCUUCCGCCAUGUACUCAACCUUUCUUCUGCCAAAGGUAGUGGGGAGAGUUGCUGCUUAUUGUCCCAUGAAUGGUGGACAUUUUUAUGCCUAUAUUAAUAUUGUUGUAUUUUUUUUUUCUUAUGUUGUGAGGACAAUCGGAUGCAGAAAUCAGUAUUUUCCCACCAUUGCAAAACUAAAGCCCUGAAAUUAUGUGAACCAGAUAAACUAAUGACCUAGUCUCAAAGGA
Nanorana parkeri is the source of this 2722-nucleotide messenger RNA. RefSeq names its product hypermethylated in cancer 1 (gene HIC1). The record is from RefSeq and is a predicted model, not a curated record. The transcript is spliced from 2 exons. The coding region runs from base 46 to 2208 and encodes 720 amino acids. Gene Ontology annotation, molecular function: protein binding; RNA polymerase II cis-regulatory region sequence-specific DNA binding; DNA-binding transcription factor activity, RNA polymerase II-specific. Lineage: Eukaryota; Metazoa; Chordata; Amphibia; Anura; Dicroglossidae. Gene Ontology annotation, cellular component: nucleus. Gene Ontology annotation, biological process: regulation of transcription by RNA polymerase II.